This is a messenger RNA of Hippopotamus amphibius kiboko, 1501 nucleotides long. RefSeq names its product GTPase IMAP family member 6-like. The coding region runs from base 75 to 1112 and encodes 345 amino acids. The transcript is spliced from 3 exons. NCBI's taxonomy places the organism in Eukaryota, Metazoa, Chordata, Mammalia, Artiodactyla, Hippopotamidae. Gene Ontology annotation, molecular function: GTP binding. The record is from RefSeq and is a predicted model, not a curated record. Gene Ontology annotation, cellular component: cytosol.
GCUGACGGCUGUGUUUUCAUGGCCAGUUCUUGAGCUGAGCUUUCAGAUCACAUUUGGCUGAAAAAAUAUCAGCUAUGUCCUCUCUAUAUUCAUACACCUGGGACACUUUCCUUUACCUCCUGCAUUCAGCCUCCAAUAUGUCAGCUCUAAAAGGAAAAACAAAGAAUUCACCAGAAGACGCGAUGCCGGGAGACACAAAACAUGGCCAUUCCUCUGGCCCAGCGGGCGGCGGGGUGCUGGAGGAAGAAGAAUUCGAAAUCCUUCUCCCAGAGAAUCCUGAAGAAGGGCUGUCUCAAGAUGCUACACAAGACUGGUUAGGAGGGCUGAGGGAGGAUGCAGGGACCCCGCAGAGGCUGAGGCUCAUCCUGGUGGGAAAACCCGGAAGCGGGAAAAGCGCGACAGGAAACAGCAUCCUCGGCCAGAAAGUGUUCGAGUCCAAGGUCAGCGCUAGACCGGUGACCACGGCCUUCCAGCGGGGGUGCCGAGCGUGGGCGGGGAAGGAGCUCGAGGUCAUCGACACCCCCGACAUCCUGUGCCCUCGGGCGGCGCUGCAAGGGACCGCUCAGGGCAUCUGCGAAGCCAUCGCCUUCUUGCUGCGGCCCCACGCGGUGCUCCUGGUGACCCAGCUGGGCCGGUUCACCGAGGAGGAUCAGCAGGCGGCCAGGCGCCUCCAGGAGGUCUUCGGGGAGGGCAUCCUGGCCCGCACCGUCCUGGUGUUCACGCGGAAGGAAGACCUGGACGGCGGCUCCCUGGAAGAGUACCUGCGAGGGACCAACAACCGGGAGCUGGCCAAGCUGGAUGUCCUCUGUGAGCGGCGACACUGUGGCUUCAACAACAAGGUGCAGGGGGCAGAGCAGGAGGCCCAGCUGAAGGAGCUCAUGGCACAAAUCGAAUGCGUCCUGUGGGAACACGAAGGCCGUUCCUACAGCAACCAGGCUCACCGUUACUCCCUGCACAACCUUCUGCUCCAGCAGGAGGGAGAGGGGCAGGUCCUCCAAGGCCAGGGCUCCGCGAAAGGGCCCAGCGAGGAGUCCUGGCUGCAGGGACUGUGCCAAAUCCAGAGGGAAUCUGAGCACACUCACAGGCAGCUGCUGGAGAGGGCGCCCAUCUGAGAUGCGCUGGGUUUCAGCAAGCCACUGCUGCUUCCUCCAGCCUAGCUCAGCCCCUGAGUCUGGCUUCCAGCCCCUCACUCGCUCUCCCCAUCGCAGGGGUCACUGGCGCUCCCAGGCUCCAGGGCAGCGUCUGGUGUGGCGAGCGGUGUGUGGGCUCCCGAGUUCCCAGGUCCUUCAUCACACCUUCCAGAACACGCGGGCCUUCGCUGCUCUGUGAGCCUCCAUCCUCACUUCUCAUUUGCAUUGUGUUCCUGCAAAAGAACACUGAUAGAACCAAAGCUUCCUGAGGGCAGGCCCGUGCCCCAUUUGUCUAUGUAACCCGCACAGCAUCCUCGCCACUGGAGUCCCUGCUUAAACUUUUUUUUGUUUUGUUUUGUUUUAGAACUUUU